Messenger RNA from Geodia barretti, 315 nucleotides. The record is from the annotation of a GenBank genome assembly. Lineage: Eukaryota; Metazoa; Porifera; Demospongiae; Tetractinellida; Geodiidae.
AUGAACAUCGUCGUCAAGGGCGCCCGCGUCCACAACCUCAAGAACGUCGACGUCGAGAUCCCCCGCGACAAACUCGUGGUGGUCACCGGGGUCUCCGGCUCGGGCAAAUCCUCGCUGGCCUUCGACACCGUCUAUGCCGAGGGCCAACGGCAUUACAUGCAGUCCCUGUCCACCUACGCGCGCCAGCUCUUGAAUCCGCUGGCCAGAGCCGAUGUGGAUUCCAUUCAGGGGCUUUCUCCGGCCAUCGCCGUGCCGCAACGCCGCUUCCACGAAAAACCCCCGGUCCACGGUGGGGACGCUGACCGAGAUCCAUGA